Messenger RNA from Haliotis rubra (blacklip abalone), 1064 nucleotides. RefSeq lists its product as uncharacterized. Lineage: Eukaryota; Metazoa; Mollusca; Gastropoda; Lepetellida; Haliotidae. The transcript has 2 exons. The coding region runs from base 582 to 887 and encodes 101 amino acids. The record is from RefSeq and is a predicted model, not a curated record.
CAAGUUGAGAACACGGCAUGAUCGCAGUAACUUCUUUAACCUUCUUCGCUGUUAGGUGGUGCAGUAGGACUGUCUGUGGGAGCGUCAUACAAUACAAGUUGAGAACUCCGCAUGAUCACAAUAACUUGGUUAACCUUCUUCUCUGUCAGGUGGUGCAGUAGGACUGUCUGUGGGAGUGUCAUACAAUACAAGUUGAGAACUCCGCAUGAUCACAAUAACUUGGUUAACCUUCUUCUCUGUCAGGUGGUGCAGUAGGACUGUCUGUGGGAGUGUCAUACAAUACAAGUUGAGAACUCCGCAUGAUCACAAUAACUUGGUUAACCUUCUUCUCUGUCAGGUGGUGCAGUAGGACUGUCUGUGGGAGUGUCAUACAAUACAAGUUGAGAACUCCGCAUGAUCACAAUAACUUGGUUAACCUUCUUCUCUGUCAGGUGGUGCAGUAGGACUGUCUGUGGGAGUGUCAUACAAUACAAGUUGAGAACUCCGCAUGAUCACAAUAACUUGGUUAACCUUCUUCUCUGUCAGGUGGUGCAGUAGGACUGUCUGUGGGAGUGUCCACGGCAGUGUUCAGUUUCAUCCUAAUGAUCGUCUUGGUUGUGUACUGCAAGUAUUGGCGACGCGUGAGACAACAGCACAGUGCCCCCCAGACAGAGGACCCUGUACGCCCCAGGGCUGCCGAGAUGGACGAUACCUCUGUACAGGAGCUGGAGUGGUACACCGACAUACAGCUGACGGACAUGACCCCGGCUUCUGAGUCACCUGGGAACUACAGAGGUGGGGGUGAAGCUGCUGGAGUGGAAGAUGACGUUUACGACGUCGCGGAUGGAGGCAGGCUUCAAUGUGUUGUUGUUGGCGACAUAUACUCUAAAUUAUCACAUACCCAGUGAGCACAAACUUCGAAAAGGUCUCACUCUGCCCAAUGCUACAGAGUCUUGUCUUUGCAGUUUCCAGUUUGAUCCAACGGUUCCUUGUCAAGUGAACGAAUGUGUGACCGCGAGACGUCAGUCAUAUAAUCUCUGGCUGUGCCAUCACCAAAUGGGUUAAAGUAUGUUACUCUGAAUGGA